This is a messenger RNA of Carassius carassius (crucian carp), 8986 nucleotides long. RefSeq names its product plexin-A4-like. The record is from RefSeq and is a predicted model, not a curated record. Bases 644 to 6358 code for a protein of 1904 amino acids. NCBI's taxonomy places the organism in Eukaryota, Metazoa, Chordata, Actinopteri, Cypriniformes, Cyprinidae. Gene Ontology annotation, biological process: semaphorin-plexin signaling pathway involved in axon guidance; regulation of cell shape; negative regulation of cell adhesion. Gene Ontology annotation, cellular component: semaphorin receptor complex. Gene Ontology annotation, molecular function: protein binding; semaphorin receptor activity. The transcript has 32 exons.
AUUAGCCCAAUCAGCGGGUAGACUCGGGAUGUCACUGCAGUCGAGAAGUCAGAAGGGUUUGUGAAACAAGACAGUCGCUGCGUCUCAGCGGAAAGCCACUGUCUCACGCCUCUCCUCUGGUUACUUGGGAGUCAGCUGCGAACCAGCAAACUCCGAAACAGCCCCUCUGACUGCAGCACGCAUUCGCACGGCGCGUUCUGUCCCUCAACUGCUGCACGCGGAAUUCCAGUUGCCGUUUUAGCGCGCUUUAAAUUCUGUCAAACAGCACGUCACGAUGGAAACUAUAGAGCGAGCGGCAGUUUUAACGGUCACCAGCACUUCGGUUUAGUGGGUGAUGGGAUUCUGCAGCUCGCCUGUCAUUUCUUCCUGAGGAGAUUGAACGCGGAGGAUCUUUUCGAUAAAUUUAAGUGUCUGUGAUACUCGAGUGUUUUAAAACGGCGCCUGGCUGUAUUUGUGGAGUGAGUUGGGAUUCCUGUAAAGGUGUCUAUCAUCCGCAGUGUGAGCGCGACUGCGGCGGUGAAGUGAAAUCCGCAGCAAGAACAGGUACAGAAUGUCCCCAACUUCAUGAGAAGCCUAAAUACUGAUACAGAGCACACGUAACAAGUAGUGGACAGAGACACUUUUCCCAUAAGGCAACGGGGCAAUGGCUUCCCACAACAGGAAAUGGAACGGUCUAAAUUUUUCUUGCUGCAUCAUUGUCCUUCUGGUUUCCCUCGUGGCUACGAGGCCACAACAGCCUUCAGCGGCAUCCAGAGUACAUAAGGAAUACAGCACAUUCCAGGUGGAAAACCCUGAAUGGACCUUUAACCAUCUUGCGGUGGACCACAGAAAUGGGAAUGUGUACCUUGGGGCCGUGAACCGCAUUUACAAACUCUCACCUGAGUUGGAUGUACAGGUGUCACAUCAGACCGGUCCAGAUGAGGAUAACCGGAACUGCUACCCACCACGUAUAGUGCAGCCUUGUAGCGAACCACUCGCGUUAACCAACAAUGUCAAUAAGAUGCUGCUUAUGGACUACCGUGAGAAUCGGCUGUUAGCUUGUGGGAGCUUGUACCAGGGUAUUUGCAAACUCCUUCGUCUGGACGAUCUCUUUAAGCUUGGAGAGCCCUUCCAUAAAAAAGAGCACUACCUCUCUGGCGUCAAUGAGAGUGGCUCCGUUUUUGGGGUCAUUGUGUCUUACGGUGAUGCUUCACCUGAUAAGCUGUUCGUGGCCACAGCUGUCGAUGGAAGACCGGAGUACUUCCCGACGAUAUCUAGUCGUAAGCUCACCCAUAACUCUGAGGAGGAUGGGAUGUUCGCCUACGUCUUCCAUGAUGAAUUUGUUGCCUCCAUGAUUAAAAUCCCAUCGGAUACAUUCACGGUGGUACCAGACUUUGACAUCUAUUACAUAUAUGGGUUUAGCAGUGGAAAUUUUGUGUAUUUUCUCACAUUACAACCUGAAAUGGGAGGAGGCCCAACUACUGGGUCGUCCGCAGCUGGGCGUGAACAGGUGUACACUUCCAAACUAGUGCGACUUUGCAAGGAUGACACUGCGUUUAAUUCAUACGUUGAGGUUCCUCUUGGUUGUGUUAAGGGUGGGGUUGAGUAUCGCCUCCUGCAGGCGGCCUACCGGUCUAAGGCAGGUAUCAUUCUGGCACGUUCGCUGGGCAUAGGACCGGAUGAUGACAUUCUUUAUGCUGUGUUCUCUAAAGGACAGAAAAGGAGGCCCAAGGAGUCAUCUCAGGAGUCAGCUCUAUGCGUGUUCACUCUGAAAAAAAUUAAUGAAAGAAUUAAAGACCGGCUGCAGUCAUGCUAUAAAGGAGAGGGAACUCUGGAUCUUGCCUGGCUCAAAGUUAAAGACAUCUCAUGCAGUAGCGCACUCCUCACCAUCGAUGACAACUUCUGUGGUCUGGAUAUGAACGCCCCACUCGGCGUCUCAGAGAUGGUGCACGGAAUUCCACUCUUCUCCGAAUCCAAUGACAAAAUGACAUCAGUUAUCGCCUACGUGUACAAGAACCACUCUCUGGCUUUUGUGGGGACCAAAGGGGGUCGUCUGAAAAAGAUUCGGGUAGAUGGUCCUACCUAUGGUGCUUUACAGUAUGAAACCAUCCAAGUUGUCGACAAUGGGCAGAUCCUGCGAGACAUGGCUUUCUCUUCAGAUCAGCACUUCUUGUAUGUGAUGUCAGAGUCACAGCUAACCCGUGUCCCAGUGGAGGCCUGCGAGCAGUAUUCAUCCUGUAAAGAAUGUCUGGGAUCUGGAGAUCCUCACUGUGGCUGGUGUGUGCUUCACAGCAUGUGCACCAGGAAGGAGAAGUGCGAACGGUCAUCCGAGCCUCGGCGCUUUGCCUCAGACAUAAAGCAGUGUGUGAGACUCAGCGUUCACCCCAACAACAUCUCCGUGUCUCAGUACAGUGUCCUGCUAGUGCUGGAGGCACAUAAUGUUCCAGAACUUUCUGCAGGGGUCAACUGCACCUUUGAGGACCUGGCAGAGAUGGACGGUCUGGUUGAGGGCAACCGCAUUACCUGCAGCUCUCCUGCGGAGAAGGAAGUCCCACGCAUCGUCGUUGACCAAGGUGACCAUCAGAUUGUCCAGCUCUACCUCAAAUCAAAGGAGACGGGACUAGCUUUCGCCAACACUAGUUUUGUCUUCUACAAUUGCAGUGUUCACAAGUCGUGUCUAUCCUGUGUUGGAAGUCCAUACCAGUGCCACUGGUGCAAAUAUCGUCACACGUGCACCCAUGAUCCAAGCAGUUGCUCUUUCCAGGAGGGUCGUGUCAAACAGCCAGAGGAAUGUCCUCAGCUUCUUCCAGCGGAUCGUAUCCUGGUUCCAGUGAAUGUAGUGAAACCCAUUACCCUUCGGGCCAAGAACCUGCCCCAGCCACAGUCGGGCCAGCGUGGGUAUGAGUGCUUACUCACCAUACAGGGUGUGGAGCAGAGAGUUCCUGCCCUCCGCUUUAACAGCUCCAGUGUACAGUGCCAGAACACAUCGUACUCGUAUGAUGGGAUGGAGAUGAGUAGCCUCCCUGUGCAUCUGACGGUCAUCUGGAACGGAGACUUCAGCAUUGACAACCCGGCCCAAAACAAAGUGCACCUGUACAAGUGUGACGCGCGGCGGGAGAGCUGUGGACUCUGUCUGAAGGCAGACCCUCUGUUCGGCUGUGUGUGGUGUAAGGGAGAGAACCGUUGCUCUCUGAAACAGCACUGUCCUCACCCGCAGAGCAUGUGGCUCGAGCACAAUGGCAUCUAUAGCAAGUGCACGCACCCCAGAAUCACAAAGAUCACCCCACUUCGAGGGCCACGUGAAGGUGGAACACUGGUGACUAUUCGUGGCGAGAACCUGGGACUUGAGUUCAGUGAGAUUAAGGACCAUGUGAAGGUUGCAGAUGUGGAAUGUACGCCAGUUCCCGAGGGAUAUAUACCAGCAGAACAGAUUGUGUGUGAAAUGGGAAAAGCAGAAAGAAGCCAGUUUGCUGGAAACGUCCAAGUGUGUGUCGGAGAGUGUCGUCCCGAGUUCAUGGCCAAGUCAUCGAAGUACUACUACUUUGUGAUCCCUAGAUUGUUGAGUUUAAAGCCGAACCGAGGACCAGUAUCUGGGGGGACCAUAGUCAACAUCACCGGCAGCAACCUGGACGCGGGCAGCAAUGUGUCAAUCAUGUUCAAAGACCAGAAGUGCACCUAUCAAAGGAGAGGAGGACAGUGGAUAACAUGUCGUUCUCACGCCUCCAUGCAAGGCUACGGAAAUGUGUCUGUAUCAGUGUUUGUGGAUAAAGCCCACAUUCACAAAGACCUCAAGUUUGAGUAUGUGGAGGACCCCACUAUCACCAAACUCGAACCUGAGUGGAGCAUUUUCAGUGGCAACACACCAGUGACUGUGACUGGGACGAACCUGGACAUCAUCCAGACUCCUCUCAUCAGAGCCAAGUAUAAGAACUUGGAGACAGUCAAUAUAUGUCAGGUUCUGAGUCCCACCACUAUGCAGUGCAUGGUCCCAGAGUUUCCCUACAGUCUAAGCAGGCAAAAGGAAGUGCCAGAGAGACCUGAUGAGUUUGGCUUUAUCCUGGACAACGUGCAGUCUGUGCUGGCCCUCAACAACACCAACUUCAUCUACUACCCGAAUCCAGUGUUUGAACCGCUCAGUGUGUCUGGGGUCCAGGAACUCAAGCCAGGGUCCCCAAUUAUUCUCAAAGGUAGAAACUUCCUCCCUCCAGCCCCGGGUGGCAAUGGAAAGCUGAACUACACUGUUCUGAUUGGAGACAAACCUUGCACCUUAACUGUAUCAGAUACUCAACUGCUCUGUGAAUCGCCCAAUCUGACUGGACGCCACAAGGUUCUGGCCCGUGUAGGUGGCAUCGAGUUCUCUCCAGGUGUGGUCCACAUCACCUCUGACAGCCCCCUCAGCAGCACCACCGUCGUUAGCAUUGCUGGGGCAGGAGGCCUCCUCAUCUUCUUCAUCGUCAUUGUCCUCAUUGCCUACAAGCGCAAAUCCCGUGAGAGUGACCUCACUCUUAAGCGCCUGCAGAUGCAGAUGGACAACCUCGAGUCCAGAGUAGCUUUGGAGUGUAAAGAGGCAUUUGCAGAGCUGCAGACAGACAUUCACGAGUUGACCAGCGACCUGGAUGGAGCUGGUAUUCCAUUCUUGGACUACCGCACAUACACCAUGCGAGUGUUAUUCCCUGGCAUCGAAGAGCACCCUGUCCUUAGAGACCUGGAGGUGCCAGGUUACAGACAGGAACAGGUGGAGAAGGGCCUAAAACUGUUUGGACAGCUAAUCAACAACAAGGUUUUCCUGCUGUUCUUCAUCCGAACACUUGAGUCUCAGAGAGGCUUCUCCAUGCGAGACCGCGGCAACGUCGCCUCCUUGAUCAUGACCGUUUUGCAAAGUAAACUAGAGUAUGCAACGGACGUGCUCAAACACCUGCUUUCUGACCUUAUUGACAAGAACCUGGAAAGCAAGAACCAUCCCAAACUCUUACUCAGAAGAACGGAGUCUGUGGCUGAGAAAAUGCUCACAAAUUGGUUCACUUUUCUGCUUUACAAAUUCCUCAAGGAGUGUGCCGGGGAGCCCCUCUUUUCUCUAUUCUGUGCCAUAAAGCAACAAAUGGAAAAAGGCCCCAUCGACUCUAUCACCGGAGAAGCCCGCUACUCACUCAGUGAAGACAAGCUCAUCAGACAGCAAAUUGAUUACAAGACUCUGGUGGUGAACUGCUUGCAUCCAGACAAUGAGAAGAGCCCAGAGGUGCAGGUGAAGGUGCUGAACUGUGACACCAUCAGCCAGGUGAAGGAGAAGAUCUUGGAUGCCAUCUAUAAAAACAUCCCCUACUCGCACCGAUCAAAAGCCUCUGACAUGGACCUAGAGUGGCGUCAAGGCAGAGUAGUCCGAGUCAUCCUUCAGGAUGAAGAUGUUACCACAAAGAUUGAGGGUGACUGGAAAAGACUUAAUAUGCUGUCCCACUACCAGGUGACUGAUAAUGCUGUGGUAGCUCUCGUACCAAAGCAGGUCACCGCAUACAACUCUGUGAACAACUCCACUGUCUCCAGAACCUCUGCUAGCAAAUAUGAAAACAUGAUCAAGUACACGGGCAGUCCGGACAGUCUGCGUUCCCGCACACCAAUGAUCACCCCUGACCUGGAGAGCGGCGUCAAGGUGUGGCAUCUGGUGAAGAACCAUGAGCAUGGGGACCAGAAGGAGGGAGACCGUGGCAGCAAGAUGGUCUCUGAGAUCUACUUGACCAGGCUGUUGGCCACCAAGGGCACUCUACAGAAGUUUGUGGAUGACCUGUUUGAGACCAUCUUCAGCACAGCACACAGAGGAAGUGCCCUUCCUCUUGCUAUCAAGUACAUGUUUGACUUCCUGGAUGAGCAGGCUGACAAGCACAACAUACACGACCCCCACGUCAGACACACAUGGAAGAGCAACUGCCUACCUCUACGGUUCUGGGUGAAUGUGAUCAAGAACCCACAGUUUGUGUUCGACAUCCAUAAGAGCAGCAUUACGGACGCCUGUCUGUCUGUGGUGGCACAAACCUUCAUGGAUUCGUGCUCGACGUCAGAGCACCGCCUGGGCAAAGACUCCCCCUCUAACAAGCUGCUGUAUGCCAAGGACAUUCCCAGCUACAAGAACUGGGUGGAGAGAUAUUACUCCGACAUUAGUAAGAUGCCUGCGAUCAGUGAUCAGGAUAUGAACGCAUAUCUAGCAGAACAGUCCCGUAGGCACAUGAGCGAGUUCAACAGCAUGAGCUCCCUCAGCGAGAUCUACUCUUAUGUGGGCAAAUAUACAGAAGAGAUUGUGUCUGCGCUGGAGCAGGAUGAUGGUGCCAGAAAACAGAGACUGGCCUAUAAGCUGGAGCAAGUGGUCGCCUUCAUGAGCCUGGAGAGCUGAGAACCACUUUUCCCAGAGUGCACUGGGAUAUCCAUCAGAAACCGAGCCGUGCCUGAGUGAAGACCUGUCCAUCUAUCUCAUCUCUUCUGUUUGCAAUCUUCCAACAAAAACAAGCAUUUGAAUCAUAUUAGCUCUGCUUCCUAGAAGAUUAGAGAUGGGAACUGGAGGAUGGGCAGAGGAGCCAAGGACUACAUUACCCAUGAUGCAGUAGAGUGGGUGGCCAUCAGGCUCUGCUGUGUAGAGGAGGGGUGGCUGCCUAUGAGUUCGACGUCACUGCAUCCUCCAUCCUUCUCCCUGACUAAAAAAAAAAGAAAAAAACAUUUCUGUUGCCUUCAAAGUUUAGCUGAUAAGCAGAAACCACAAUGUUUGGUGUCAUUUUGUUCUGACUUUUAUGACUAGGGUAGUGAACGACACUAAUGUAGAGUCCAGUUCAUUGUAGUACCUUUGUUAAACACGCAAGACAUAAAAAUGGUACUGCAUGAAUCUGAGGAAUGUUGUCCAUUCUGGCCAUUUCAAAAGACACAAAACACCUCGAUGACACUGGAUUUACGGGACAUGCAAGAUCAUUUAUACGCCUUGAUAAGAGAACGAUCAAGCCUUGAGAAUCCCAACUGCUUAUUCUCUCUUUGAAGACAGUGAGGUGUAUUUAAAACCCUCUGCGUUUAGUGGAAGACAGCAAGUCAGUGCUUCAACUCUUUCAUCUCUUCCGGGACCUUACUUUACAGUAAAACUGAAAGACGAGACCUAUCGUCUUGUGGGACACCCACAUCUUCACCACUUCACCACCAGCCUUCAUUUCGGCUUUUAUCCGGCUUGUGCACAUCUGAAUUGAUCCUCUCUUAUCUAGAUGAGUGGAGGAGAAGCCAAGGUUCGUUCCCCUUAGAAUCAAGCACACACACACCCCUCUUCCAGAGAGCGACGCCUUCUCUCUGUACUCCAGCGAGGUUGCCAGGACCUACGCUGUGUUGCAAGAGGACGAAGUAAUCUUAACAACAAAAAAGCACAUUCAAUAGGUGUCUCAGUUCACACAUCCAGUAGGGGGACUAAUUACAAAAUAACCUACUCAGAAUUAGCCGUUAAAGAGGGAAAUGGUGCGUUAUUGAAAGUGUACACGUGCAGCCUGCACUGUUCACUGCCACAGGGUCCCACCUUUAACGAACACUCUGGAAGCCUCUAGAAAAACCCAAACAUGGACAAAGUUGCUCAGCAGAAAACCAAAGGAGCCCGAUUUAAAAAAAAAAUAGCAAAGUGAAUAAAUCACCCCUGAGAAAGCAAACACAAUGCACUGUUUGUUUUAUGACCUACAGAAGGAAACUGUCUGCAGCCUCAUAUUUGUUACUGUCCAUUAUUCUGUGCACGGAAUAAUGGACAGUAGUCCAUUAUCUUGUUAUUGUACAACUGGGAAGGUGGAAAGAAAUCCUGAUCUGAAGUUUAAGGGCUUGCUGUAGUUUAAAUGUUGCUGGCAGACUUGGUAGAUGAAUCUUACCUGGGCUUAAUGACUCCAAAAGCAAACGGAUGGCGUGAUGAGGACGUAAUUAAUAUUGGAUGUAACUUUUACAAUGGGAAAGAGACAAUUUAGCUGCCCACCUUUCCUCUGUCCUCUGAAUCCCUCUUUCCCCUUGACAGCGUACCCUAUGUGGUGAUGUGAAAGUGUGGAGAAUCUGCCCAGGUCCAUCUUGGGUGCUUUAUUGGCUUUUUCAGCGCAUGUAUUUCAAUUUAAUCUUCAAAAAAAAAAAAAAGAAAAAUGGAAAACAGAAAAAAUAAGCCUUGCAAUUGAUGAUGUGGAUGUGUUCUUUUCUUUCUUUUGCUUGGAAGAACUAGAUGGAAAAAAGUGGAUGUCAUCUUCAAAAUUGCAACCUCUUGUUAAGGUGGAACCUUUAUCCUGCCCUUCAAUUCAGCUGCCAUGACCAUGUUUUGUGAAUGUGUUAGAUACUAAUAAGACUGAGGUAAACCUUAAGCAGAUAUAGUAUAUACCCUUGCAUGCUGACCUAUUUGGAUUAUAUGAAAUGAACUGCCUUGCUAUCAAAUACCUACUAGGGAUUUCUAAACCGAAUCAAACUCUUGUUACAAUUUCAUCAGACUCAUUUGUUCUUUUCCUGUCAGGUGGAUUGCCUUUCUCGAAGGCUAUCUAUCUGAGAGUUCUCGUUCACCGAUCACAUUCACGCUGAGCAAAUGUGACCACGACGUCACACUUAAUCACAACACAUAACAUUUAUGUUUUUUUACUGUAUGUCUUUAAUGUGCAACUCUAAAGAGUUGAUUCCCUGAAUGUGUUCAUUUGUUGUUCAACGUAUCUGUCCGUAUUUUAUAUUGCUGCUUUUUUCUAUACAUUUGAAUCAUUUUGCCGCAACCUAAUGCUUUCAAGAUUCCAUUAGCAUUACACCAAUUAUUUUUUUAUGUUGUUUUGGAUAGUGGCUCUGUAUGUGUGAUUGCUUUGCGCUCCCUUGUGUUAUUUUUCAGAGUGGCUUAGCUUGAUUGAAGAGCUGAUAUGUUCCUGGAUUUCCUCAUGACUCUGAUCCUGUGUUAUGUUUCAUGUUUCAUCUCUCAUGUGCAUUUAUAAGGACAACCCCCCCCCCCCCCUUUAUGUCCAAAAGACAUGAUAAAGUUUCCACCUUAAACAUUUUGUAA